UUGUCAACCAAAAAAAUACAAUUUGUCGGCAUCCGGAAAAAAAAAAAGCCUAUAAAACACGAUUAGGGCGCAGGGCGCACCAAUUCAACAAACAAACUCCAUUAACGUAAUUCAAGUUUGAGACAGAUUACAAUAGCAAAAAAUCUAACAAAGAAACACUCAAAUUAAACCGAAGACUAUGGCAGAUGCCUACUGCGGCGACUGCAAGAGGAACACAGAGGUGGUGUUCGAUCAUUCUGCCGGCGAUACCGUUUGUUCUGAGUGUGGACUCGUCCUUGAAUCCCACUCGAUCGAUGAGACCUCCGAGUGGCGUACCUUUGCCAACGAGUCCGGAGAUAACGAUCCCGUUCGUGUCGGCGGUCCCACCAAUAUCCUCCUCAACGACGGUGGUUUAUCCACCGUGAUUUCUAAACCUAACGGCGGCACCAGCGAUUUCCUUUCGUCUUCGUUGGGACGGUGGCAGAACCGAGGUUCUAAUCCCGAUCGUACACUCAUCUUGGCGUUUAAAACGAUCGCGACCAUGUCUGAUAGGUUGGGCCUUGUUGCAACAAUAAAGGAUCGUGCUAAUGAGAUAUACAAAAAGGUGGAAGAUCAGAAGUCAAGUAGAGGGAGAAAUCAGGAUGCCAUUUUGGCUGCUUGCCUUUACAUUGCUUGUCGUCAGGAAGACAAACCACGAACAGUAAAGGAAAUAUGUUCGGUUGCCAAUGGAGCCUCAAAGAAAGAAAUUGGUCGGGCAAAAGAAUAUAUUGUCAAACAACUUGAGCUUGAGAUGGGUCAAUCUGUUGAAAUGGGGACUAUUCAUGCUGGCGAUUUCAUGAGACGAUUCUGUUCGAAUCUUGGAAUGACCAAUCAAACUGUUAAAGCUGCCCAAGAAUCUGUAAAGAAGGCAGAAGAGUUUGAUAUAAGGAGAAGCCCGAUAUCUAUAGCUGCAGCUAUUAUUUACAUAGUAACUCAACUUUCGGAUGAGAAAAAGCCACUCAAAGAUGUAGCACUUGCAACUGGAGUUGCAGAAGGGACAAUCAGAAACUCGUACAAGGAUUUGUAUCCUCAUUUGACAAAAAUCAUACCAACUUGGUAUGCCCAAGAAGAUGAUAUUAAGAACCUAUCUAGCCCUUAAAAACCCAUACAUACUCUUUUAAAAGUUUAAUUAUCUUUUUUGGAUGUUCUUCUGAUACCAAAGAAGAUGACAGUUGAUAUGGACAACUGCCAUUUUCUGUCAAUCUUAUCCACUUUUGGAUCCUAUGAGUAUAUACUAUUAAUUUGUUAUUUUUAGAACUUACAUAAGUUGAGCAAUCUUACAUCUUCGGGUAACAUUGUUUUCAAUUUAAUGAAUGGAUUUGAAUGUGUCUAAUUAAGAUUGCUCAAAUAUAGCUAAAAGAAAAUAUAUAUAUAUUUUUUUUAUAAAUAGUAAAUUCCAUCCUAUACCAAGUAUGAAGUAUAAAACCCCAUAAGCACGAUGAAAAACUUAACAAGACUUCCAACUACUUUCAUGUAUACACUAACAUUCUCAUUGUACACCAAAGAUACAUUAUUCUCUCUCGGAAAUACUUAGGAUGACGAGAGUAUUUUUGUGACCUCCCCAUGAAUAUGAGGGGAAAUUUUUAAGUCAAAUAUGGGACUUAGUAUUUUUUUAGAUAGUCUAGUUUCUCUGUCUUAAUAUAAAUAUCAUGUUUUCAGUGAUUUUUUUUCUGGAUCUAAAUUGUUUUACC
This is a messenger RNA of Lactuca saligna, 1709 nucleotides long. The record is from the annotation of a GenBank genome assembly. NCBI's taxonomy places the organism in Eukaryota, Viridiplantae, Streptophyta, Magnoliopsida, Asterales, Asteraceae.